Molecule: messenger RNA, 908 nt
Organism: Parathielavia appendiculata
Lineage: Eukaryota; Fungi; Ascomycota; Sordariomycetes; Sordariales; Chaetomiaceae
Exons: 1
Coding region: 159-617 (152 amino acids)
Source: RefSeq, a predicted model, not a curated record
CAGGCCCUUAUUUACUUCAGCGUCCACCGCCUAGUCGCUUCAAAAUGCCAACACGCGCCCCGUCCACACUCUGAGAUCGGGUUGUCAAAGCGCCCAGGAUUUGUUGUCUGGCCGGUCGGGAUUUGUCCGACUCCGCAGAAGCUCGCAGAAAUUCAGCAAUGGCGGGGAAGAUAAAUGUGGAUCUUGCAUGGUCCCGUCUACUGCUAGUGAGCACUACUCAAGCUAUUAGGCAGCGGACAAAGGAGUUCAGCAAGAGGUACGGGAACGCUGGCUGUAUUAUUAUUCCUAAGCGACCACCAACACUCGACAAUGUAUUCAAUCCUCAUCACCACGCGCCCAAGCGCCUUCAUCACCGGAUACAACAGACAAGAACCAACAGGCCUGAAGAAUGUGAUGAGACAGGGUAUCGAUCCCACUGCCCGUAUCAAGCAAGUGGUAAGAAAGUUGCGGAGAAAAUAUAUAGUAGUCACAAGGAAAUAAACGAUGGAAAAGAAAUAGUUAUUCCGUUCCAUUUCCUUCGCCCGUGCCUUGGCUGUAUUCAUCGUCCCGGCCCGCCCAAACCAGAUCCGUUUGUGUGUCAUUCACUCAUUAGAUCCAUCCCCUUUUCCUUUCCUUAACCCCGACAGAAUCUCAAGGCGAGAAAACCAAGUAGAGAGGUUUAGAGAAAUAGGUGAAGGAAACCUCGCGCCACAUGUUCCCAGUUCCAAGUCCGCUCUUCACGCCGCAAUUCGCUCAUGAUUAGUUGGCCGUUGAUGUGUUUGAUUCAUGAUGCAAUCCAGCCCGUUUCCAGUGUGGUUCGCCGGAAGGUAAAAGGAGAGGAGAAUAAAAGUACAGGGUGGGUGGUAUGUAUUAUAUAAUGACAGGUGAGGAGGUUGGGGAGGGUAUCAUCAGUUCGAGAGCCAGCCGGC